This is a messenger RNA of Schistosoma margrebowiei, 7004 nucleotides long. Lineage: Eukaryota; Metazoa; Platyhelminthes; Trematoda; Strigeidida; Schistosomatidae. The record is from the annotation of a GenBank genome assembly.
AGCUCUGAUUUUAAACUGCCGCACAUUUCUGGGAAAAGUGAGAAUCGCUCAUGUAUUAAUGUCUUUAGUUCUCACUUUCGUUUGUUGAAAUAAUGUCAAAAUGAAUGUGAUUUCAAUGCACUUUCUUCCUGGAGAGGAACCCGUAAACACUAAGUCGAUAGCUGACGGAAUCUUGACUCUUACAAACUAUCGACUUAUAUUUUCAACGAAAAGACCACAAAGCUCAUGGAGUAUACCCACUACUUUAGUAUGGAAAGCUGAAGCAUUUGAAAUGAUUCACAUCAAAAUCAUAACCAAAAUUGGUAUAUCUGUUACGUAAGUAUUUGUUUUUUCUUGAUAAUUCUCAUACAUCUAGCUGGUCGUUUGUCGAUGAAAUUGCUUGUGAUGCUGGAUAUGCUCAUAUUACGUCAUUAAUAGAUACACCAAAAGAUAUAGACUCUCUGUUUGCUUGUAAAUUCCGUUCAUCUUUAGAAGCGAACAUUCCGAACCAUCCUUUUCUCUUAAGUAAGUUUUGCAAUUUCCUUGUUUGAUAGGACUAUUUAUUACUUUGUUCAACUUUAGGUGCCUGUGAAUUGUUACAGAUUAAUGAUGUAGACAGAACUUUGGAUACAGCGUUAGUAUGUUUUGAAUUUCGUCGCAUGAACUUUGAUAAAACAUGGAAGAUAACAGAUAUUAACAACGAAUUCAAAAUUUGCUCCACAUACCCGAGACAUCAUAUUGUACCUCGAUCUAUUAGUGAUAAUGAUAUAAUUAAUAUGGCUAGUUUCCGAAGUCACAAUCGAUUUUUAACAGUUGUCUGGCGUUCUCAGGUAACUGGAGCUGUCUUACUUCGUUGCGCUCAACCUUGUGUAGGAUUAAUGUGUUCCAGAAAUGAGUAUGACGAGAAAUUCCUACGAACUGUUCUUGCUUGUUGUCCAAAGAAACCUGUUUCAGAUCCUAACAAAGAUACUCAUCGUUUGAUGAUUGUGGAUGCUAGAAGUCGUAGCAGUGCACAAUUCAAUCGAAUACGUGGUGGUGGUUUUGAAUAUCCAGAAUACUAUGAUCAAGCAGAAGUUGUUUUUAUGGAUUUACCUAAUCUACAUACUGUUCGUUCAAAUUUUGAAUCCCUAACUAAUCUGUUCGCUGGCAAAUGUCCUAAUUGGUUUUCUUCAUUAGAAAAAUCAUCAUGGUUAAAUAAUAUUGGCCAGCUAUUAAAAACUGCCACAGAAAUUGCUAUCGCAUUAGAAGAAAAUUCUCGUCCGGUUAUGGUUCAUUGCACAGAUGGUUGGGAUCGAACACCUCAAAUAAGUUCCUUAGCCCAAUUAUUAGCAGAUCCAUUUUAUCGAACAAUUCAGGGUUUCAAUAUUCUUGUUGAACGUGAAUGGCUACAAUUCGGUCACAAGUUUUCUGAUCGAAGUGGACAUGCUUCACCCUCAUUAAACAUAAAUGAGCAAAGUCCAAUAUUUUUACAAUGGCUUGAUUGCGUCCAUCAAAUUCGCAACCAGUUUCCUCAUUGUUUUGAAUUUAAUGAAUCAUUUCUGCUAAAACUUGGCUUACAUAUAUGUUCAAACUUAUUUGGUACAUUUCUUUGUAAUUCUGAAAAAGAACGUCAAAAAGCUUCAGUCGCCAGUCGAACUUGCUCAUUGUGGGGGUUAUUAUCCUCAAAAUAUAAUUGGACAAUCGUAAAUUACUUUUAUGAGCCAGAAGCGGAGCAUCUUCUACAACCGGAUUGUCAAGUUCGUUCAUUAAGUCUUUGGAGUGCUUUUUAUGGUAUUGCUUUGUCUACAAGUAAAGUAAAUCCUACCCUAGAUAUUCCUGAAGAUGUAAUUGAAGCAACACCAAAUAAUGCUCAUUCAGUUACAAAUUCAGCUAUUUCAUCUACCAAACAUAAAUCUCUUUCAUCCAUCGAUCCAGCACCUAACAAGACUAAUUCCACUUCAAAUAUCAACUACGAAAAAUGGUCUCAACCUACAACUAACCUGUUAGGUGAUGACCACCCUUCUGAUUCAAUAAAGAUAACGGUACCAAAUUUAAAAAUUGAUACUUCUGAGGAAGUGAAUUCAGAUGGAAAUUUGUUUAUCAAAGGAUAUGCUUCUAAUCGAAACUCACAUCGGCGUUCUCUUGAUGAUAUUAAUAAUUACAUGGAUUCGAGAUCUAAUAAACAACAAUCUAGAGAAUUUUCUUUGUCGAAUCGUGUUUCUCCCACAAUAAUGAAAUCAUCAAGUCAAUGUUUUUUUGAAGAUAAUGUAUGCAAUGAAAAAAAUAGUCCUGGACCAGCAAUACUUCGUCUUUCUUCUCUAUCUGAUGAUACAGGUAUUUGUUCUGGUUUAUCGAAAUCACAUAUACGAUCUUUAUCAUCGCUUAUUAAUGGUAGUUAUCCUUUUCCCAAACAUUCAGAUAAAUGUAUAUCUCCUGAAUCAGGUCCUGCACAGUUAACAGUGAGUUCAUGUACGUAUGUUAAUCAAUUUCAACAACAAGAAUGUGUACUUUCUCCAGAUGAAAAUAUUGAUGUUUUUGCUUCUGAUGAACAAUUGGAACAGAACGAUUUCUCUUUUACUAAUCAUAAUAAUAAUUUAGAUAAUAUGAAUAGCUGUAGUAAUAAUCUCCUAUCUUCAGGUCGAUUAUACUAUUCACAAUUCAAUCAGCCUAUUCAAAAUUGUCAGUUUUAUGGAAAAUGUUCACCACUGUCUAUUUCACCAAGACAGUUCGAGUUCAAUGAUUGUGAUGAUAGCAAUCAUAAUCAUAGUGUCAAUCCUGAAUCACAUAGCAAAAUACCUUUUAAUUUUAAUCUUGAUGGAGUACAAGGUGAUAAUUUUACUUAUAAUAGUCCACGAUGGUCAGUUACUACUCGAGGAAGUAAUACAAGCCUUUAUGUGUUAUCAGAUGUGAAGCAAUCUUCCAUUGAACUAUUAAAGCCUGUUUCAAUUAAUUCAUCACAACCUAUGGACAUAAAAAUAUCUCGUAGAUUUGAUAUUCCUAACAGUUUAAUAUCGAUUGGCAAUGGUAGUGUAUAUCCUAAUGAAUUUACGGUACAUAGUCUACCGGAAAAUGACGAAGUGCUUGUUAAUGGGGCGGUAUCUCUCACAUCCGAUUCAGAUGAUUCUCCCAAUGAAUGUAAUGAUUUGAAUUUUUCGACACCUCUUGGAGAAUCAUUAUCUGGUCAAUUGUUAUCGACGAAUAAGACUGAAAUCUCUGUUUUUGGUCAUAACGGUUCCGAAAAAUUUCAAGAUAUUACUGGUACUAUAUCAAAAGUUAUUGAGGAAAAUCUAGAUGAGGCAUUUGUAACAAAACUGUCUGAAUUACUUAUUCCUGAGGAUUUGCUUGCUUGGCGAAACAAAUACUUCCGACUUGAAUAUUUUCCAAAUAUGCUUUCUCAGUCAUCCUCGUCAGUUUCUUGUGGCAGCAGAAAUUCGUCUUCCAGUCAAAUGUUUGACUGUUCUAGCAAUUAUAAUAGUAAAGCCCUGAAGCCAGGUGGAUCAUUCGACUCAAAAAGUCAUUCUGUAACGGUUAAUCCUAAAAUUUCUUUGCCUGAAUUUACUCGCAUUACGACUAAUGAUGAUGUUUACAAUCGACCAACAUCAGCCCCAAUCAGUCCAACUUCAGCUGUAUCCUAUUUUCCUUCUACACUACAUAAAAAUUCUACCCCUUUAAAUAGAGAAGUGCAUAAUCCUUCCAUCGAUCAAAACAUAUCAAAUGGUACAAAUGCUUUAGAGGAAAUUCAAAAGAAACCAUUAUCUUCUACAUUAAUGAACACAUUGUCAUGGUUUCCAGAUUGGGAUGGUUUACCUAUGCUGGUAGAUCGCCUAACAAUACAUGCUCACUCACAAUUAUGUCAAGAGCGUUAUAAUCGUAAAACACAAAAGCAAUCUAUGCUUGCAUUAGAAGCCAAAUUAAAAUAUGCACAACUGGAAGUUGAACGGUUGAAUUCAGAGGCGAGAAGACUGAAACAGCUUCUCGAGUUAACUAAAACUGAAACAUGUAAACAAGACACAAAUGUACUUGCCUCAUCAGAUGAUCAUUUAUCAUCGCUUUCAUCGUCAUUGUCAUCGUAUGAACAGAAGUUUACACAAAAUAGUCAUAUUAAUAGUCAGUGUAAAUCUAAAGAGUCCAGCUUAUUGAGUAGUGAACUGUUUGUUUCCAUUUCUAAAGAUAAAAAUGUGAGUUUAUUAUUUUAACUGAUUUUAUGAAUUACAUGUAUGUAUUACAUUUUUCUCACGUUUCAAUAUCAUGUAACCAUGUAUCUAAUUCAGAAGCACAUCUUUAUUAUGGAGUUUUAUCUCAAGAAUUUUUGAUUUACCGUUGAUUAAAAUUUUAGUAUUACUACACGAAAUCCUUUGAAUAUUAAAAAUUAUGUCUGGUAUGUAAAUCCAAAACGGAGCAUGUUAAACGUUGAUUUGAGCUGUUACCAUACAGUGAAUUUAUAAACUUGGAUCAUAUUUUUGGUACACUUUGUUUAAGACAUUCUUCCACAUGACUUUAUUACAGUUAUAGUUCCUCCGGGUUCAGUAAAUAGAAUUUCUCAUUCUUAUUCACUAGUUCUCCCUGUAUAUUUACAAUUGACUAUUUAAGUCAUAAUUAGUCAAUACUUUUACUGAAUACUGUAAUUUUUUACUACCUAUGGUAACUACACACCAUGUUGCCUAUAGUGAAAAGCGUUUUAGACAAAGUUUCAGUUUACUAGAGCACAAUCGUAACGAAUAUGAUUAGUUACUUGGCAAAAUAACUAGUGUGAUAAAAUAUUGAAAUAACUGUGAAGAGAGAGAGAAUUGAUAGUUUUCAAUGAGACUAUUCGCCUAAUUCCAAAAUAAUACAUUUCAGAAAAUUGGUUGAAAUUAACUGACCUAAUUCUGUUACAUAUAAUGAACUGCUAAUUGUGUACAAAAUAUUCAGCCAAGAUAUUAUGAAUGUUUGUUACUUUUGAAAUAAGAAAUAACAAAACAAUCAUCAAAACAGUCUGAAAACAACCAAUGAGGUUAUCCCUAUACUCUUCAUAUCAGUUGCGAUUAUUGGUUUAACCGUUUGCAUUCUUACAAAUGUUGUUAUCCCGUAUCAAGGAAUAAAUGUCCACUUGUAAAUCCAAUGGACGUAGAGUUGGAUCGCAGAUACUAGUAAUUGAAUCUGUCUGAUUAGCUGCUGCACUAAUAAUGUUUUCCAAUGUAUUCUUAAUCUUGUUAUUAUAUCUGGUGGUUUUUUAUUCAUGCUUGGUGCUAACCUAUUGAUUAAAUGUUUAUUAGAUUUCAGAAGAACAUCACAAUCCAUCUAACAUUAAGUCUGAGUUAACUGAUCCAAUUGAAUCAGUACCAUGUAAGACAACUUCAUUUGAAUUAAUAGAUACGGAAGAUGGUCAGUCUGUUUUACUGCAGCCCGAUUGUAUUGCUCACCAAUGUACAUCAUGUCGUAUCGAAUUUUCGGCUUUACGACCUAAACACCAUUGUCGAAAUUGUGGUUAUAUAUUCUGUACAAAUUGUUCUGAUCGUCGUAUUGUUACAACAAGUCAACCAAGUGAACCGGUUCGUGUAUGCCGUCAUUGUUUCUUUCAACUAUCUCGUCCUACAGCGAAAUCGUCUAAACAACAAUUGGUUGAAGAAUACACUCCAUGUGUUGCGCGACAUACAAUAAUGAAAGAGGAUAAUAAUGGUGGUGGACUAGUAAAAAACUUCACUAAUCCAGAUUUUCUUAGUUAUAUGAACAAUUCAGUUAUGCUUUCCACUGGUUCUGAUAGUGGUUGUAUGCCUGUUUCAUCUUUCCCUAAUUGUGCUGUAUUAAGAAUGUCGUCAAGCGGUGUCUCCCAUCACUUCAAUGAUUCUUUUAAUUCAGAGACUACUACCAAUAAUGCUACAACAACAGCAGCUGUUAAUCAUCGUUUAGAUUCAAUCCUUACAAAUAAUCCGCCUCUGUCUAGAUGUCAUAGUGCUGGUGGUACUAGGCCAACCUCCUCUGCUGCGUCAGAUGGCAUUGCUCAGGCUUAGUUAAAGAUGAAAAGUAUACAACGAUUAUAAAGCACUUCACUUUGCAUCAUUAGAUAACGCGUGUUGUGUAUCACACUAUAUAUACACACUGGCAGAAAAACAAUUAUUCAUAUCCACACUUGUUUGCUGUCAAUUUAUUCUCCUUCCAAAUUUGUCUUUCAAUUUUGUUUAUGACACUAGUCUUUGAUUUGACUUGGAAAAACGGACUAUUUUCCCCUACUCAUUUACUCCUUUCUCCAUGCACACAGUAUGUAUAUUUGUGUACGUAUUGUUUUCUUCCAUCCAUGGGAGAAUUUUCUGCUUUUCUCCCAUUCCUUUAUAUAUGUAGCAUUAAGAAAAAGUUUUGAAGAAAUUGAAAUAUACUGAUUUAUGUUUGCAUAAAGAUGUCUGGAGUUGUUAUUGCUCAGUUGUUUAUUCAUCAAUAAUCUGUUUCGUCUCUUCAUUCUCUGAAAAGAUUUCUUAAUGUGCUUGUUUCUAAAUCUUGUCAGAUUUGUAUAAUUUAGUUUGUUACUAGUACAUCUGUUGAUGUUGUAAUUGAUAAUACUUCUCUGCUCUUAAAUUACCAAUCAUUACGAACAGAAAUUUUGUGCAUAUUUAUAUAGCGAAAUAUACACAGAAGCGUAGAUUUAUAUAUGUGUAGUCUCUUAUAUGUUCCACACAAAUUCAUUUGCUUUUAUUCUUUUCCGUAUCUUUCUUUUGAAUUCCCCUACAUGUCAUUCAUAUAUUCACACACAUAGAUAGAAAUAGUUUUACAUCUUUCGUAUCAUUAAUAAUAAAAUAAAGUAGUUAAUAAAAUCAGACUCAGUUAUUUUUGUGUCUAUUUCAAUCCACCAACUGACUUGAUUUAGAAGUUAAUUGACUUAGUGAGCUAAUUAAUCUCUCUUUCAUAUUCGUCACUCCUUUAUCAAUGUAUAUGUUUUGUUUUUCCCUCUCUCAAUUACUCAAAUAAUGCUUAUUUUGUGACAGUCAAGAUUUUUGUGUUUAAUACUAUGAUUAUUAUUGUUAUUUUAAUCAAUAUUGCAAAUAAAUAUAUCAAACAAUUGUGAUGGUGUAAUG